Vigna angularis (adzuki bean) is the source of this 688-nucleotide messenger RNA. Its product is annotated as protein SLE2. Gene Ontology annotation, biological process: response to abscisic acid. Gene Ontology annotation, cellular component: cytosol. NCBI's taxonomy places the organism in Eukaryota, Viridiplantae, Streptophyta, Magnoliopsida, Fabales, Fabaceae. Bases 89 to 388 code for a protein of 99 amino acids. The record is from RefSeq and is a predicted model, not a curated record. The transcript is spliced from 2 exons.
CUAUCUGUUCUUGUCACAUAGCUUCCAAAACAAACCUAGUUAAGGAUAGAAUCGCGUAGUGAGAAAGAAUCUGUGCAAGAGUGAGAAAAUGACAAGUCGUCAGCAGAACAAACAAGAGCUUGAUGAGAGAGCAAGGCAGGGAGAGACUGUUGUUCCCGGUGGCACUGGUGGCAAGAGCGUUGAGGCUCAGCAACACCUUGCUGAAGGAAGAAGCAAGGGAGGGAAAACAAGGAAGGAACAACUAGGGACAGAAGGGUACCAAGAAAUGGGACGCAAGGGUGGGUUGAGCACCAUGGAUAAAUCAGGAGAAGAACGUGCUAGAGAGGAAGGCAUUGAAAUUGAUGAAUCCAAGUUCAGGACUUCUUCCAAUAACAACAACGACAUGUAACAGACACACACACAUAAAAAGGUUUUACAACAACCUUCGUGUGUGUUCUUAUGCUAGCUUCAAUGUGAGUUUCGAGUCUUCUCUAGGGAGAAUAGAAUAGAUUAUAAAGUGUUGUAGUAGGUCAAGGUGUCAUGUGUGUCCUGAAAUAAAUUAGCUAGCAAGUAUGAUGUUUUAGUAUUUUAGGUUGUUUUAGGUUUCCUUGUACUCGUGUCUCUCUUUUGGGUUGUAAGUGAUGAGUGAGGUAUAUGUGCCUCCCUUUCACAAGUGUUGACCAAGUUAAUGGAAUGUAUAUUAACUACA